This is a messenger RNA of Aspergillus caelatus, 1903 nucleotides long. RefSeq lists its product as uncharacterized. The transcript has 2 exons. Bases 480 to 1361 code for a protein of 293 amino acids. The record is from RefSeq and is a predicted model, not a curated record. Lineage: Eukaryota; Fungi; Ascomycota; Eurotiomycetes; Eurotiales; Aspergillaceae.
UAUUGUUCGAGUAUUGCAAGGCAUCCACUGUGAUAAUACAGUCCUGGUUUGUGCCAUGGUUCUUUCUUUUCCUCCUUCUGUUGGCUGAAAGAGUUGGCUGGCUACCUAUUGCAGUGAAUGAAUGUAAAAUACUGCAUGCAAUUUAGAGAAUAAUUGAAUUCUCUUGUCCCUCGCUACCUUCUCUACUUUUAAACAUUUUUAUUCACACCAAGCACAACAAAUAAUUGAUAUGCCCCUUGAUGGCUCCUUAGGAAGCCGACCUCCCUUAGCUUUGAGUGAAGCUAUUUCCCGUACCCCUAUCAGGUGAAAACAUGGAUUCAGCCCCCCAAGAAUCUGGGGGUUUAGUCCAUAAGCAAGACACCAGUCUGCAGGGACCGACAAGCAAGCCGACCUUCAAUCGUCUCGAACCAAGUAACCCAGGGUAAGUUGUCUCAUCUAUCAACGCACACUGUUCAACGAAACUCCCCGCUAACAAGAACAUGGAUUGUAGGACCAUCGUUCGCUUUUAUAGGAGAGUCGCCGAGGGCAAUGUCACUCGACUUAUACCGUACGAUGGACAGCCAAACUAUCAUGAUAUUAUUGUUCCAGAGGCAUGCAAGAUGGUCAGAAGAGAACUAGUUGUCGGUUGCCGCUAUCGUAGCUGUUGCCUUUAUCGCCUGCCAAUCGACGUAAGGUUCAGAAUCUAUGCCGCUUUGUUUUCGCAUAACGGAACUGCCCUCGAGAUCGGGAGACUCGAACACACAGGGAUCGGGAAUUUACAGAUUCUCAGGACGUCGCACCUCAUUUACCAUGAAGCGUCGAUUGCCCUGUACCAUUCGCUUAGUUACCGCAAGCUCUUUCUCCGAGCGUAUGGUCCUUACUCCGCUGACCUUCUCAGACGUCAUCCGAAGCCGUUACCGUGUUGUCGCUCUAAGGAGUUUGAGGUCAACCUUGAAUACCCCUGUCGCAACGAACAUCUUAAUUGGAGCAGACCACUGGGAUCCGUCGUAUUUUUGAUAGGGGCAGAGAACCCUAGAGUGGCAUUGCAUCGUCGUUGGGCGUUUUCAGAAUUCAUUACAGCAUUGAAAGCGGCCGAGCCCUUGCGUAUCUUUUCGUUGACCGUUGUUGUAACAGAGAACUGGAACUUGCCCGGUUUCAAUGAGAAAGACUUGGUCAACGCCUUAUUUAGCGGAGCGUUCAAAUUUCUUGGAAGGCUAAAUUUUCGCGGCUUUACCGAGGAGGAAAGAAACCGCCUGUGCCAUCUUACCCACGCUUUACGGGACCCACCCCUGAAGAUUGAGCGGAUUAAAACGAAGAUACAGGGACCAGGGUUCUCGAUUUGGCUUUGUGAGUGUCUCUUUUUUUCUUUUCUCCAACCUUAGAUGCAUUGAAGCACAAGGUCUAUGAUUGCGAAGAAAACAUCCCGAUCAGCAUGAGCGGUCUCAAGUCCAAGUCCGACGACCAGAAGCCGCUUUUCAGUCGGUGUUUUUGUCACAAUUGCACUAGCAAUCUGACGAGCAUAUAGCUGACCAACUGUGUCAUGUCCAGAAACACGGCCUCCCAGGAGUGAAGUCGCAGUGAGACUGCUGAUCGGAAGCAGACUGUCAUCCGAGUCUGGGAAGGUGUGAGCGCCUUCAGUUCCAGGAUUUUUGUUUUCCAAUGGUACAUGUAACCAAUGACCAAGUCGGCCCUUUUGUGAAAUUGUUACCAAAAUUCUGUCAUUGAAGCUCAUGCACAUAACAUCUGUCUGGAUACCAUUGACCAGUCCAGCAACUUGUUUGGUAGUGGCAGGAAAGGGAAGGUUUAGCGGCUCCUGGGAUUCACUGAGAUUGAAAGGUUCGGCCAUGGUUAGGGGCUUGCUCUGAGCGAUACAAAAAAUGCAGUGAAAGAAGGACUGUCUACUCAGAAUGCAGUGAGGGGAAAU